Molecule: messenger RNA, 2034 nt
Organism: Thermochaetoides thermophila DSM 1495
Lineage: Eukaryota; Fungi; Ascomycota; Sordariomycetes; Sordariales; Chaetomiaceae
Exons: 6
Coding region: 1-2034 (677 amino acids)
Molecular function (GO): protein binding
Source: RefSeq, a predicted model, not a curated record
AUGGCCGUCUCCAAUGAUCUUUACACGCCGACAGAGAGCUUGAUUUUGGCAAAGCCUCGGCGGCAUUUCCGCACUGGUGUUCGAUGGCAGCACUGGCAGCUGCGAUCCCUGAUAGGAAUCGAUUCGCAGAAUGUCAUCUACUUCCCUGUUAGCGAACAGGGCAACAUCCAUGUUCAACGUCUGAAUACAAAGACGCGAGAGACCGAAACUGUGAAGCGCUUAAGCUUCAUGCCCAGAUGCCUGGUUGCGCGCAAUGGAUGGGUGUGUUGUGGAGGCGAAGGUGGCAAUUUUGCCUCUUUCCGGGUCGGCGAUGGCGACAUCUCAGAUAGCAGUAGCAGCAGAUCCGACCUAUCGAUGGAUGUCGGCGAGCCUGCAACGUCGUCUCUGCUACAGUCCAGAUCAGAAAAGAGUCCCCUGGCCAGGCACACAGUCUUUGGCAAGGAUCGGGUGAACUGCAUCACCCUCUGGUUCCCACCAAAGGACAUUGACCGCUUCGAAGGGGCCUAUGACCAGGAGGUUGCAGUUCUUGCCAACAACGACAGCACCGUGAUGGUUGUGAGCUUGAGAGACCAAGAAGCUUUGGACAAGAUUACAUACCCCGAUUUCAUGAACCGAGGAGUAAUAUCUCCUGAUGGUCGUAUUUUGAUCGCCAUCAGCGAUGACCCCAACAAGCAUGGGAAUGGUGCUCUGUCGGAAAGAUCCAGCUUAAAAGCCAGAGCAAAGAUGACCGAUCCGACAAUAGGCAGGGGAAGCUUUGCUGCCUGCUUUUCAAGUACAGGCAAGUAUCUUGCCGUGGGGACGCAGUAUGGGACCAUUUCCAUCUUCAAUGUGGACGCUCUGACCCAGGUGCCCGACGUGGAUCCAUUAUUAACAUACUUUACCACAUCCCGACCCAAUGCUCAGCACGGAGCGGUGAGGGAUAUGGCAUUUUCACCUGGUCCCAGUGAUCUUCUUGCCUGGACCGAAGACCGCGGUCGAGUCGGUAUAGCUGACAUCCGUACUGGCUUUGACUCCCGGCAAAUAUUAUACCUUGACAAGCCUAGUGAUUUUGAACAGUUGCCAGUCACUGACAAAAGCACCAUCGACCCUCGCCUCUUAGAGCGGGCUGAGCGUGGCGAAAGGGGUGAGACCUCAACGGCAGAACACGGCUCAGAAAGCCAGCAGAAUCGCUCGUCUGCCUCCCAUGACACCACAGCACGUCUCCAUAGCCCACUCAGCCUAGAGGACACAGUUAUUUUGGAAGCUUUCCAAGAUGCACGCCGCCGCCAAGAUCAUAGUACAAUCACAAACAGAGCGAGCAUAGAUAGUAGCAGCGUUAGUGGGAACAGUGGAGGAGGGGGAGGAAGUAGUAGUGGUGGUGGUGGAAGCGGAGGGAAUGGAUCAGGCAGAAGACGAGGACCCUGGGUGAUGCGACCGAUGGAUGAAGAUCGGUCAACGGGGACUCGGACAAUCAACGAAAUCAUUGAUAAUCUUCGCGAGCUGAGAGAGCGGGAGGCUCAGGAGCGCCUGCGGGCCCGAGAUGAGAAUGCGGCUGAGAGACGCCGGUAUGCAACCAACCCCUUUACAGGAGCCACAUCUACUGCCACGCUUGGGGCCACGGGGUCUGGGACCGGCCGCUCGCUGCUCACGCGCCUGAUGGCAAGCGCGUCAAACCCCGCGUCUGCGGGCGGUUGGGACGUUGAGGCUGCUCUGUACGACCCCCCUCCCACCGAAGGGAGUGGCUUUCAAUCUCCACCUCCCACUAACACCAAUAAUUUGAUUUCGCCUACGGGCUUGGACUUCAGAGCCUUCGCUAACCUGCUCGCGCAAUUCUACAGGGCUGCUUACAUCAUGCGCGACUGGGAGGACCCAACCCGUCGCCUGUUGAACACCUACAACAUUACGUCCCACGUCCGGCCUGGCCCUUAUGACACUGCUGGCUUAUCAUGGAGUGAAAACGGAGACACCUUGUUUGUCGGCGCCGAAAAUGGCAUUUUCGAGUUUCGCGUGAACCUAUUUGGCCGGAAGCUUAGUCCCGAUAUCAGGCUGGCUUGA